This is a messenger RNA of Pararge aegeria (speckled wood butterfly), 3494 nucleotides long. RefSeq names its product 27 kDa glycoprotein-like. NCBI's taxonomy places the organism in Eukaryota, Metazoa, Arthropoda, Insecta, Lepidoptera, Nymphalidae. The transcript is spliced from 7 exons. Bases 155 to 1030 code for a protein of 291 amino acids. The record is from RefSeq and is a predicted model, not a curated record.
UCGGUGGUCUGUGCUACAAAUGACAAAACCGGUUUUGUUUUGUAAUACCUACUAUUAUUUCUUCACUGAUUUUUAGUACAAGAUCCGCUAGAACUUUGAACGCUCGGAACCUACCUACCUUUUUAUAAUAAUUGUUGAAUUUUUUACUAUUAAAAUGGAUUCCAAGAAUAUAAUAUUCUUUAUGUUCAUUGGUAUGGUGUCGGCCCAAACAGAAAACUCAUUAUCAGAUGCAUUAAACAAAUUGCCUCCUGAACUACAAGGGAAGGUUGACGAGACACAGAUCACAGAAAUAAAGAACAAAACUAUAUCAGUGUUCAAGAAGAAAUGUGAGGAAAAUGCUGGACCUGAAGCUUAUAAUAAAGCUGAGAAAGCUUUAACGCAGUUCAAUGACUGUCUUGAGUCCCUGGUAGAUACUGAGAAACUUCAACAGGAGAUUGAGGACGCAAAACCCACUGGCCAAGUUGACGAAGUAUUUAAGAAGUACUGCCAGAAAACGCCACAAUUCAAGAACUGCUUCAAGAACAUAACCGAUACUGUCAAGCCGUGCUUCUCUGUCGACGAGCAGAAACACCUGAAGACUAUCUACAAUAUUUCCGAACAGCUGGCUGAGUUUGUGUGCUUCAAGGAGGGAGACAGAAUUGCGCUGUUCAUCUCUGAGCACGGACCAGAGUGCAUUAAGGAGAAGCAACCGGAGAUUGAAAAAUGCCUCAACAGCACUCUGGGUACAGAGAUGAGCUUCAACACCAAUAACAUGAGCUUAGACAAUAUACCCACCAUCAAGUUCGAAGAGAAGGAGUGCAAUCAACUGGAGGACUUGCAAGUGUGUGUAGUGGCAGCCCUCGAGAAGUGUUCGGCGCCGACCUCGGCGAACAUCGUGGAGUCACUGUUCAAGUUUGCGCGCAAGGCCACGCCCUGCAAGGAUAUACCCACUGCCGAAGAGACCAACGCCACAAAAGAACCAAACUCUGCUAGCGGCCUGGUUGCGAAAUCGCUUGCGAUGACAGCAAUCGCUCUCGCUUUACUUAUGUAAGCCUCGAGAUGCCUACUAAGCUAUGAUUCCCUGGUAUUUUAGUCUCGAUUGUAUUAAUUGUUCUGAGGUUGCCACUUCGUAAACGAAGAAUUAUCUAUAAUGGUGCUGCUUUUGGUGUACACAAAUCUGUGUUAACUUUAAACUAAAACUGAACGAAAAAUUGACAGGUUUAAAAAAGUUCGGUUUAACUUAUAGAUUUCCGUGCAGCAGCAUUAAUACGAAUAUAUAUCUAAUAUUUUAGCUAUAUUACAUUCAAAACCAAAUAUAGCGUUUGCGUACAAUAUGAUAUUAUAUUAGUAGUUCAUAGAGUGUGAUGAUUACAUAUCCGUGAUAGUUGUAUCAUAUAAAAUAUGUAACCAAGAGAUGACCGAAAGAACCUGCGCCAUGAUGCGCUAUGACAUUUAAAUCGUUGCUACGCAUUAAAUGCAUUUUGUGACGUUUUUUCAAUAAAUUUUGCAGCUAAAGUAAUUAACUUACAGUAUACAAAUGCUGAUUUUUAAAUAUUUGUUUAAAAUUUUGAUUUUUAACACAGCAAAUAUUGCCUGGCAAAAUGUUAAUAAUUUUAAAAUAAUGCAGCUAUUUUUAAAUAAUGUUGUAACUUGAGAUGUUGCAGAAAUCACGGGUAGUAAACUUCUUUUCACCUGAAACCCAUACUUCCUUACUUAUAUUAUAAAAAGUAUGUCUGUUUUUAUGUAGGUUUUGAAUUUUUAAAUGAUACACAGCCUGUAUAUUAUUCAUAAAUUUUUCGGUCAUCUCUUGAACUAUUAUAUUAUAAUAUUGCCAAUGUCUAGCCAAAUCUUCGCUUCCAUCCGAAUUAGAAUAAGUAUUGCAUUUUAAAGCUAUAUUUUUUCAUAAAAGUGUUAGAUCAUAGGCGCUUCUUGGAUCAAGUUUUUAUAUUACUUUGUACAGAUUUAAUUGUAAGCUUAAUUUUAGUUGAGGCUGGCUCCUAUUUUCGUAAAUCUAAGGCUGGCCGCAUAUUGAUAGUAGUAGUACUAAGGCGACAGUAGGCGCCUUAGUUACUAAUUGUUGUCCCCGAUUUUGUAUUGGUUCCGCUCACGAUCGCCGAGUUGCUGUAGUUUCAUCGUAACAUAAAGACGCGUGUGUGAUCGAUCUAGUUGUUUUAGCACUCGAUUUUCAUAUUACCUACAGAGUCUACAGACUAAGCGACGAGAAGGUAGUCCGAGCAAAUGUCUGCAGUAACAAUUAAGUGCUUCUUACGAGAAAUAAGAGUGUAGUUGUAGAGCGGUCGGCCUAACCAUAAUGGGUUGUGAAAUAUAAACUAGGCGCGUACCCCCCUAGCAUCAAACUUGUGGUUAUUGCAUUGCUUUUAUUGCAAUUUCUUUUGUUAUAACUGUGAUAUUAUGUCAUUUUUUAUAUGUCAUUAGCUGAAACAGUUUCAAAAAUUUUGAUUACCUCCGAAUUGUCACUAUGAGUUAUUGACAUUUCUAUAAUUACAUUAUUGAUUUCUAAUUAUAUUUCUGAGCGUAGAUAAUCGAUGGAACUAUCGCGGAGACUAAAGUUUACUUGUGUGCGUGCGCCCUAAGUAAUAAUGGCUGUAAUAUUACGAAAUAAAUGAAGAGUCGGCCUGUUGAUAUUAUUGAUUAUAAGUUAAAUUAUGUAAUAUUUAUGUUUGCGCUGCCAUGUCACGAGAUGAAUUUAUAAUUCUUUAAAUCUGUAUUUUUUAAAUUGAAUUUCUACAUUAUACGUAUAAUAAAUAUUACAGUAGUGAUGUCCGUAACAAUAUUAUUUUUCAAAGUUUUUUUUUAAAAUAACACUCGCAUCCACUACCGAUUGAUUGAUAGAUCUGAGUUUAAUGGGUCGCCAUGCUCAGAGCAUUUUCCGAGCAGUUUACGUGAGGAAAAAUACACAGCGAGUUUUUAUGAUGUACUUUUACCAAACUUGCCACAAGCAGUCAAAAAUUUAAUCUCAUGACAGUUUUUUUGCGUGGCAGGGAUUAUAAGCAAAAAUUGUGAUUAUAAAAAUUAAUAUAACACAAAAGUGAUUAUAAAAAUUAAUACAACAUUUUUUAAAUGCCUUUGGCAUGAUUCACGUUACACUGUGCAUGGGCUAGGUGAAUGGUCUAAUUUUUUUACUCGGGUCAGUAGCGUGUCGCGUAUAGAGAACUCAAGGAAAUUGCUGUCGCGGACGGUAAACUGUAGUUAUAUGCUCAGAUGGGACGUGACACGGGCCUGAUCCAGUGUAGUUUAUUAAAUCAAUUGGUUCAUACAAAACGGUAGACACAGGCCGUUCACGGUAUAACAUGAUUCCACCGUAUACAUUCCCAAAAGAAAAACAGCUAGUUUAUUUUUAUAUUUCGGACCUUUCAUAUCGGUUUGGUAAUGUGUUAAUUUUUAUAUGACUUUGGUGAAUGCCCGUAAACGUAGUGAGUGUACUGCAUAGUCGGUGUAGUGUUUAGUUUGUUAUCUUAAUGUUGUAUGUUGCUUUAUAAAAUGGGUAAAAAUUA